CAGAGCCGCUGCUACCUACCUACCUACUUGUAUAUGCAUACAUAUAUAGGCUACAUAUACUAUUUGUGGAGUAUGUGUGUGCGUGUGUGUGCUAAAGGCGCUGUGGUUUGAUUUGGCAAAGCGCAAAAUUCUUCAAAAAUAAAACAAGUAAGAGCAAAAAGAAAAAGCGAAGCAACAGCAGCUAAAAUUGUUAACCUUUUGGGGAUAUCAAACAUUUACGAUUGCGUAGCGCGCUCGACGAUUUCCAAAAGCCAACAGGAAAAGAAAAAGCUAAAAAAGAAGAAUCUGCCGAAGCAGUGGAAGCAGUAAUAACAACAACAUUACCAACAGCAACUACAACAACAACAACCACGAGAGCAAUAGCAAACGACAUUUAAGUUUUUAUCAGUAGAAAAGAAAGUUUUGGAUUGCGCUGCUGCCGCUGCUGGCAACGAAGCUGAGCAACAACAGCAACAACAAUCUCCAUUACACCACCAGCAACAACAGCAUCAAAGCUGAGGCAGCCACAAGUGCGCACGCCAAAGGACGCCAAAAAACUUAAAGCAACAUUUUCUUUUCGUUUUGCCAGCGAUUCUACGUUUUUAUUUUCCCUCUUUUGGUUUUGAAAACUUUUAUCCUUUUCAAUUUUGUUUUUUGCCACGCGAACACGGCGUACACAGCGGCAGGCACAAAGCGCACUGCUUUUGAAGGAUUUAAAAUUUUGUUUGCUGCGGACUUAGCCAGCAACUAUUUUGCGGUCAACGUUGUCAGCACCACAAAUGGGGGACAAGAAGAUGAAAUCGAAGUGCAAACAUCGUGGCGUUGCGCAUCCAGCUCCAGCUGCUACUCAUGAAAAUGCUGUCCAGACAAAUUCCACCUCUGACAUCAGCGGCAUGGAAGAAAUUGCCCAACUGGACAGUAGCGGCGUGCCCUUCAUCCUGAUUGAUGGCGUCCGAGUGACGACGAGACGUGACUUAAACGAGGCGCUCAGCAAACGGGAGAAGAAGCGCAUGGCCCAUCUGCAUGUGAUCUGCAACGAUCUGCCUCUCCUGGACUCCAUAAGACUGCAGUUUCCGGCAGCAACAAUGACGACUCCAAGCAAAUCGGAGCUGCCCAGCACAGCUGCCCAUGCUAUUGCCUCGCUUAAGGCCGUCGAGGACGAGCUCAAGUUUCAAGCCGAUCUCGAGCAGCUGAGCAAGCCUAUGUUGGAGUUCUCGCAACCUGGUACGCCUACUGCACACUCCUCAUCCUUCGAGGAUCUGCAGCAAGCUGAAGCGGAAGUUGAAGCGGAGACAGAGUCGCACGCAAUCGAUCAGAGCGCCAUGCUGCAGGACACCACCUCGAACUUGGAACAAAUCCGUUCCAAGCUGGAGCAACUACGUCAGCACCAGGAGAAGGCCAUGCACUCGACCUCGACAACAGUUCCAAAUGUUCCUCUGGCCGAGAGACCUGGCAUCAAACGACAGCGCACCUUUGAAAUCAAACGAGUCAAUGGCACGACCCUCAAGUCGCAGCUGCGCCAACAAUCCGCCCAAGUCGAGGGCAGCCCAUCGACGAGUAGUCUAAGGACUGCCAAUAAGGGGACCAUACUUCAGCAGCCCCAGCAGAGCAAAUCAGCACAUAAGCCGUUGACGCGGGGCGUCUCUAGCAUGCAGCUAUCAGGGCGUCCGACACCUUCAAAGCUGCAGAGGAUGCGUACCACCACUCAGCUGGUCCGCAAGCCAUCAGAGAUCGAUCAGGAGAAAGGCGCUGAAUCUGAUGCCUCCGAAAUACCCGACCUGGUCAAUCAAAUUGGUGAGUUGCUCAUUCAGCUACAGGAAAAGCAGCAACAAAGGCAACAACAGAAUCAGCAGGAGGAGCAACCAUCACAGCCAACGAAGAAGCAGCAGGUGCCAGCACAGCAGCCAGAAGCACACCUAGAACCACAGCAGCAAGAGAUUCAGAUCCAGGAACAACUACCUGGCGGUGCAUCCUUUUCUUAUCUAGUCACCAUAACGCCCGAUUCCGGCAUUUCUAACUGCUCCGUGCAGCCCCUAACGUCGCCGAAGUUGAACGCCAAACAGCAGCAACAACAACAUAUGGUCACAUUUGACCCAGCAGUGGACACCAAAUCCCAACCUAUGAAGCGUGCUCUUUCCGGCAUCAGUUUGCUGCCCACGCCCCGCAAUGCGGGCAUUACGAUAUUUGCGCCCAAGAGUGCAAAAGAUCAACCAGAGAUUACCAGGAGGAGGGCCAUUCCCGUCACGCGCUCAGUGACUUCCCUUACAUUUGACAGAAAUCCAACUUCCCAUGCGGAGCACAACUUCCACUUGAAGGAUAACAAUGCCUCAACCAGUCGUACCGCAGCAGAAAUAUCUGAUAAGCCAGAAGUAAAAACUGCAACUGUAAUUGCUGUUCCCAAAUCUGAGGCCACUUCAUCCACGGCUCCUUCACCUGCAGGUGCACGACCAACUUUAACCAAGUCUCGUACGUUUUUGAAACCGCCAUCCUCUCUGUUUCGAGCUAACAAGAAAUGAGUUGAAUUAGCUGCAAGCCAAGUUGUUUUAA
This is a messenger RNA of Scaptodrosophila lebanonensis, 2526 nucleotides long. RefSeq names its product AP2-associated protein kinase 1-like. The transcript is spliced from 2 exons. NCBI's taxonomy places the organism in Eukaryota, Metazoa, Arthropoda, Insecta, Diptera, Drosophilidae. Bases 759 to 2495 code for a protein of 578 amino acids. The record is from RefSeq and is a predicted model, not a curated record.